GAGUUCUGGGAUAGUUAUAAAAGUGCAGUUUACGAAAACGAAGAGAUUUCAAAGAUUGACAAGUUUUCGUAUUUGAAGCACUAUUUGGAAGAACCUGCGAAAAAAGUAAUUGCUGGACUUGCUUUGACUGAAAAAAAUUAUGACAUAGCUGUCGAUUUGCUUGAACAGAGAUUCGCGCGACCAACGACGAUAAAAAGGGCACAUAUCAACGAGCUUCUGAAUUUAGAUGCGGUUUUCAAUGAAAAACACGUUAAGAAGAUGCGAGAACUUUAUGAUACUAUUGAGACACACCAUCGUGGAUUGAAAGCCCUAGGGGUCGACGAAACAUCAUACUCGAACAUAGUUGUACCUGUUUUAAUGGACAAGGUUCCAGAGGCUGUUCGCCUGAACAUGAUUCGAGGAAGUAAGAAUCACCAAGAAUGGGAUAUGGAAGAAAUGCUUGUGGCUUUUCGAGAAGAAUUGGAGAUUCGUGAACAGCAUGUUUCGAUUUCAAUGGCUUUGGGAAAUGGGACCGUUUCUGGUAGGACGUCAUCAGAACGGCGAAGUGAGAUGAAACCGAGGUUUCCUGGUCGAACAACAACAGCGAGUGCGUUGUUCACGAAACAAGAUGGUGGAUUUGUGAGAAGAAAGUUCUGUGUAUUUUGUAAAGAAGAUCACGAAGAAGCCGAUUGUCACAACGUCAGGAACAAGGAAGAAAGGAAGGAUCUUGUUUUUAAAUAUGGACGUUGUCUUUUGUGUUUAAAAAAGGGACACAGAGCUUAUCAGUGUCAUUCGAAGGAAAAAUGUAAGUUGUGUAACAAACGACACCAUGUUGCAAUUUGUAAUGUUGUUGGUAGUCAGCCUAGUGCUAACCAAGCUCGUGUCAAGACUGUUGAUACUACUGUUACCACUUCUUGUGUAAGUAAUAUAGAUUCUGGGGGGAGAGCAGUCUUGCAAACCGCCAAGGCCGUAGUUACAGGUAACAUAAGGGAUGUUAAGGCACGUGUUCUUUUUGACUCAGGUAGUCAGAGGAGUUUUGUAACACGAAGUAUGGUAGAAAAACUUGGUUUGAACCCCAUUAAGCAAGUGCGCUUAGGUAUAAAGACAUUCGGAUCUCAAAAUAUGGACGAGAAGAUAAGAGAGGUGGUCGAGUUAGAGUUGAAAGGAGUUGAAAGUGGAGGGAAAGUGAAAAUACAGGCCUUUGUUGUUAAUGAAGUUUCAGAAAUACGCAAUGAGCAUGUUGAAAUAUUGAAGUAUGAUUAUAAGCAUCUUACUAACUUGUGGUUUUCAGAUGUUUGUAGGCACGAAGAUUCCCUUAUUAUAGACAUUUUAGUUGGAAGCGAUUGGCUUUGGACGCUUCAAGAUGGUCGUAUAAUACGAGGGGAGCCAGGAGAGCCUGUUGCCAUUCAUACUAAGAUUGGAUGGGUUGUGUCAGGGCCAAUAAAGGUCUCAACAGAUUGAAGGGGCAGUUGAAAAAGCUCAAGGAGAAGCCUGCAAUAAUGGAAACCUAUGAUGGGAUUAUAAAGCAACAAGAAAAGGAUAGAAUCAUUGAAGAGGUUACAAGUCUUGAGCUAAGUGAGAAGCUUAGUUAUCUGCCACACCAUGCCGUUGUACGAAAUGAUGCAGAAACAACAAAUGUAAGAAUAGUAUAUGAUGCCUCUGCAAAAGAUAGGAAGUCAGGUACCUCUCUAAAUGAGUGUUUACAUGUUGGACCACCAUUAAAUCCACUUUUGUUUGAUAUCAUGAUAAGAUUCAGAGAAAAUAAGAUUGCAAUAACAUCUGAUAUCGAAAAGGCAUUUUUGAAUAUUGAAGUGGAUAAAAAGGAUAGAGAUUGCUUGAGGUUCUUAUGGAUUGAUAGUUCUUGUGAUAGUGAACCAAACAUUAAAGUUUACCGCUUUAAUCGUGUUGUUUUCGGAGUAAAUAGUUCUCCUUUUUUGUUGAAUGCUGUUGUAAGACAUCAUUUAAGUACUUAUGAAACAGCUGUUCCAGAGUUCUCAGCAAAAUUGUCUAGAAGUUUCUAUGUAGAUGACCUAGUGUUAGGAUGUUAUGAUGUAGAAAGUGGUAAAGAACUCUAUAAAAAGGCAAAGAAAAGAAUGUUAGAGGCAGGAUUUAACUUAAGGAAAUGGAAGAGUAAUGAUCCACAACUUGCUCAAUAUUUUAAGGUUAUGGAAGAAACUGGGAAACAUCCUGCAGAUGGAGGGGGUGAAUGUAGCUAUGUAAAGGAAAUGCUAGGGGAAGAAAUUUCAGACACUAAGAGUAAAGUUUUGGGAAUAGCAUGGGAUA
Rhopilema esculentum is the source of this 2262-nucleotide messenger RNA. The record is from RefSeq and is a predicted model, not a curated record. NCBI's taxonomy places the organism in Eukaryota, Metazoa, Cnidaria, Scyphozoa, Rhizostomeae, Rhizostomatidae.